This is a messenger RNA of Contarinia nasturtii (swede midge), 3329 nucleotides long. RefSeq names its product T-box protein H15-like. Gene Ontology annotation, cellular component: nucleus. Gene Ontology annotation, molecular function: RNA polymerase II cis-regulatory region sequence-specific DNA binding; DNA-binding transcription factor activity, RNA polymerase II-specific. Gene Ontology annotation, biological process: regulation of transcription by RNA polymerase II; heart development; cell fate specification. The record is from RefSeq and is a predicted model, not a curated record. The coding region runs from base 509 to 2095 and encodes 528 amino acids. Lineage: Eukaryota; Metazoa; Arthropoda; Insecta; Diptera; Cecidomyiidae. The transcript is spliced from 6 exons.
UUUGAUUUAGUUUGGUGUGAAUUGUUCCGUAGUAUGGUACUGCGCUCAAACGUUUGUUCGUUCGCCCGUUUAUCUCGUUUCUUUUUUUUGAAAAGACAACAUUAAUUUAUUUUCUUCGCUGCAUCGCAAAGAUUUUUCUUUAAAGGAAUGAAGGAUAUCUCGUGAUACACAAAAAGAAUAUCAUGCCAACAUAAAGUACAACAUAUUUCCUGAAUUUAUAUUUAAAAAAAAAAGUAUAAAUUUAUAAGACUCAUUUAACGGUUCGGUUCGGUAUUGAAUUUAAUUUGAGGCAAAUGUGAUAUUUGAAUUAAAAAAAAAAAACUGUAAUAAGUGAAUUCAUGAACAAAAUUGGAAAAAAACGAUUUUUCUGUAAACAAAAUAAACCAAUAUCUUUAAAUCGAAAAGAGAUUGGUUAUUUAAGUGCAAAAGCCAAUUAGAAAUAGUGUAAAGUUAAUUUUUUUCGUGGAAAAUAUUUUUAUCAAAAAUAGCGUUAAAAACUAAAAGAAAAAUGUUGCCAGAGACACAGUGCAACGAAGCGUUGGUGGUGAAAGGAGCCACGGAUUUUUCAAUCGCUGCUAUCAUGGGCAGACAGUCGGUCUGCAUGGAUUCACCGGAUAAAAGCUCAAGUCCAUUGUCAAUUGGCGGUGGUUACCAAGAUGAUGUGGAUGAUGUCGAGGAGGAUGAUGAUGAUGCCAUAAUCGAUGUUGAAGAUUAUAAAAUUCCGCCGAUCACAGUUAACACGACCAUUUCAUCAACACAAACCUCUAGCAGCAGCUUAUCACAAUCGGCGCAUAACAACAACAACAAUAACAACGGAAAUGGAUCAUCAACAUUGACAAAGAACCGCAUUGGACGACCCACAAAAUCAUCACUAUCUUCACCAGUAUCGUCAACAGCCAGCGAUGAUGAACGUCUAUCUCCCGAUUCAGUUAAGACACGCCCAACACUUUUAGGCUCUUGUAACUGUGAUGAAUUGAAACCAAUCCAGUGUCAUUUGGAAACAAAAGAUUUAUGGGAAAAAUUUCAUGAAUUGGGCACCGAAAUGAUCAUCACAAAAACCGGAAGACGAAUGUUUCCAACCGUUCGUGUCUCGUUCUCGGGCUUAAUGCGACCAGCCAAACCAACCGAUUUCUAUGCGGUACUCUUGGAUAUUGUUCCAGUUGAUUCGCGUCGUUAUCGCUACGCUUAUCAUCGAUCAGCUUGGUUAGUAGCUGGAAAAGCUGAUCCACCACCUCCACCACGUCUUCAUGCUCAUCCAGACACACCGUUCACAUUUGAGGCACUCACCAAACAGGUGAUCUCCUUCGAAAAGGCUAAACUCACAAAUAACGAAAUGGAUCGAAAUGGUCAAGUCGUGUUGAAUUCAAUGCAUAGAUAUCAGCCGCGCAUUCAUUUAGUGCAACUAAAAUCUGGACAAAAGAUACCAACAACACCAGCCGAACUACAAGACUUAAAACACAAAACAUUUGUAUUUCCGUCAACUGUGUUCACAGCGGUCACAGCAUACCAAAAUCAAUUAAUCACCAAAUUGAAAAUCGAUUCGAAUCCAUUCGCCAAAGGUUUUCGUGACUCCUCAGAUUUUGGAAGGUACGAAGAUCCAAUUGAUGCGCUAUUGCUUGAACAGCAUAUGAAUGCGCCAUUCCGACCAUAUGGUGAUAAUUCAUUGUCACAAUUAGUAGCUCAGGAUGCGAUGGCGUUUGUUGAACGGGCCAAACAGCAUUUACAAAUGUUUGGCAAUAAUCCGAAUGCAGCAGCAGCGGCGGCUGCCUAUCAAGAGUCAAUAUUACCUCAGUUAUACCAACGACAGAAUUUAAAUAUGGGCUUGUGGCAAGGCUUUUGGCCACAGCAUAUACCACCAAAUUUCUUGUCCGGCAUUGCUGGUGUAUCGCAACCACCAACAGCGCCAUCCGGUGUCGUUGUACCGGGCACAGCAAAACCAUCUAUAUCACCAAGCGGUUCACAAACAACAACAUCGCCAACACCAUCGAUUGUUUCGGCCGCUUCAAUGGUUGACAUGAGAGAAAAAUACUUCAAACGAUUUAGCCCUUAUCAAAUACCACAGCCGCAUCCUUCAUCAAAUAGCCCACCAAAUUAGUUGUGUUAGUCGAGUUUGAAAGGUUCACAUUUUUAUUUAAUGUUUCGUUUACAGCGAAAUUGAUGCGACGAAGCGAGAACAUUUUCAAAGAAAAAUAAAAUUGCAUUUUUCCUCUCGUUCGUUGAAAUUAAAUCUCAUGCAAUGCAAAUUUACCUAAUAAUUUUCAAAAGCUAAAAAAAACUAAACAAGAAAAAAAACAACUAUUAGUGUUACAUGUAUAGUUAAGUUCAUAGAUCAUAGAGACAUUAUAUUUAGAUUGAGAAUUAAAACAAAAAAAAACACACAAUAAAAGAAAAGUAGCAAAAAACAGGCGACUAGCAAAACCCAUUGAUUUGAUUUUAAGUGAGAAAGGCAAAUUAAUGAAAGAUAAUCAACUGAAUCAACUUUUGUCUUGGUGCAAAUCUUUAAUAUGUUUCAUUCAUUCAAAUUUUCUUUCAUUCGUUUCCUUCUUAUUCGUGCAGUUUAAUCCAUAGUUGGUUAGCUCGAUUGCCAGGACAUACACACACACACACGCACGGCGCAUUUUGUGUGUGUGUGUUGUUUGUAAACGAUAAGUUUUAUGUUCAAAUAUUUAUAGCGUUCUUCUAAUUUGUAAUUAUUUUUUUAAAAAAAAACUAAGAUUUAUUAUUAUUUAUGUUUUAGUAAAAUCUGUGAUUUAAAUACAACAAAACUAAAAAGUAUUUGAUUUUCUUUCCUUCUUAAUUAUGUAUUCUGAGUUUAUUUUCAUUGAUCUGUGUAACCUUGAGAAUACUUAUGUUUAUAACAUGUCAUUUCUUUCUCUUUUUCUGAGUUGUUUUUUUUUCGAUUUGGAAAUUCUGUAAAUAAGAAUCCUGUGUACAAUUUAAUUCGAUUCCUUUGAUGAUUAUUAGCUUCAUGUUACAUUUAUUGGCUUUAGGAAAACAUUUACGUAGAAUGACAAAUUCAAAUGAAAAUAAACAUAGAAAUUCUGCAGUCUCUUGUGUAUAAAAUUUAAUAAAGAAAACACCGCGUUUCAUACGAUUUGAUGUUCGUGCUUGAAUCUUUCAUCGUUCAUUUUAUCAAUUUAUGUCAUAUAAUCAAAGAAAUGAAACACAGCUCUAAAAACCCCAACUGAAUGACAUAGAAUCACUAAAUAAUACUCAAGUGGAAUCAUUAUUAUAAUAAAAAAUUAUUUAAAAAAAAGCGAAACGAAAGCAAAAGAAAUAACACUCAUUGGAUUGUAUAGAAUUGAAUGAGGAGAAAAAGAAAUCCAUGU